AUGCCGCUCAUCCAUUUUGGAAUGCCAGCGCCGAAUCGUCCAGCAGUAGACAGCAUCAACAGCGAUGCUCAACGUGAACACCAGUUCGAUAAGACUUCUUUGGCUACUUUUGUUGCGGAAAAUGAACAAUUGCUUACUGCUGAACAACGAAAUGUAUAUGAUCAAAUUAACGUUUCAACUGCCGCACAACAAGGUGCAUUCUUUUUUUUAGACGCUCCAGGUGGAACUGGUAAAACAUUUCUUAUCGCACUGAUACUUGCGCGGAUUCGAUCUCAAAAUCAUAUUGCAUUGGCCAUUGGUUCAUCAGGCAUUGCAGCAACGUUACUUGAUGGUGGACGGACUGCGCAUUCAGCACUUAAAUUACCUUUGAACGUUCAUACAAAUCCCGAAGCAAUGUGUAACAUAAAAAAGCAUUCAGUCAUGCCUGAAGUUUUGAGAAAAUGUAAAAUUAUUAUCUGGGAUGAAUGUACAAUGGCCCACAAGCAUUCGCUUGAAGCUCUCGACAGGUCCCUGAAAGAUAUCAAAAAUAAUGCUCGGCUUGUCGGUGGUGCUCUACUGCUGCUGUCUGGUGAUUUCAGACAAACAUUACCAGUCAUUCCACGCGCGACAUAUACAGACGAAAUAAACGCAUGUUUGAAAGAAUCUUAUCUAUGGCCAAGUGUCACUAAAUUAUGCCUUACUAUUAAUAUGCGCGUUCGACUUCAAAAUGAUCCAUUAGCGUCAAGAUUCUCUGAACAAUUGUUAGACAUUGGCAACGGUAAAAUUCAAUUGUAUGAAGAUACACAAUAUGUUCGACUUCCAGAGAAUUUUUGCAACAUGGUGGCUACCAAAGAUGAGUUAAUAACAACAAAGCGUCAAACCGGUACCGGUACUCCAGCUACACCAGGUGGCAGUUCGGCGGCAACGUCGCCAUCGGCUGCCGUUACUCCUGUGCUUAACACCGGAGAAGGGCUUGUGCCAAGUCACAGUUUCAUUGGCGAAAACGCUACCUCUGGUCAGUAG
Eupeodes corollae is the source of this 1002-nucleotide messenger RNA. RefSeq names its product ATP-dependent DNA helicase PIF3-like. Gene Ontology annotation, molecular function: DNA helicase activity. Gene Ontology annotation, biological process: telomere maintenance; DNA repair. The record is from RefSeq and is a predicted model, not a curated record. NCBI's taxonomy places the organism in Eukaryota, Metazoa, Arthropoda, Insecta, Diptera, Syrphidae. The transcript is spliced from 2 exons. Bases 1 to 1002 code for a protein of 333 amino acids.